CACUGUGAAAAUAAGAAACGGCCUAAAUUGUAAAUCCUCUCUUCCAUCAACCAUUUCAUUUUCUCCUCUUCUCACUUAUUCAUGGCAUCUCUCUUUUUCAGAAGAAUUUUUAGGGUUUAUGCUCAUAUUAGUAGUACCAAAUCCUCACUCUCAUCAUCAACAACACUCUACAAUGAAACCAGAAGAACUUUCAGAUCCAAAGCAGCAUUAGAAUCCCUAAUUACAGCAGCUGAAGAAAAAACCUCUAAUCUAAUUCUUUACAAUUACCCUUCAUUUUCUGGUUCUUAUUCAGCUCUCUUUGCUCAGAUUUACUAUACUCAUCUUCAAAUUCCUCAUCUCAUUUUGCCUUUCUCUUCAGUUGAACCUUUCAGGGUUGAAGAUUUGAAUAUAGGAGGAACUGUUGAUACAUGUUAUCUCCUUGAUUUUGUUGGGCCUAAAGGAUUCACUGUGAAACUAUCUAAGGUAUUUAACAGGGUUAUAGUGUUCGACCACAGUAAAUUGGCAAUGUCAAAGGUUCCCUCCAAUGAGGAAUGUCCAGAUAACUUAGAGUUGAAUAUCAAUGUACAUGAGAGUAGUUCCAAAGCUGUUUAUAAUUACUUCUUGAACAAACUAUUGGAUACAAACUGUACACUUGUUAGAAAUGAAGAUAGAGACCGUAUUGAAACACUACUUAAGUACAUUGAAGAUGGUGAGCUGAACAAGUGGAACUUACCUGAUACUAGAGCGUUUGAUAUCAGUUUGAAAGUAGAGCGGCGGAAGCUGAAUUGCAUUACUAAUCCAUACAUGUUUGAUCAGUUAAUGCAACUGGAUCCCACUGAUUUAAUUACCCGGGGAAAUGCUUACAUCUCUUCUCGCCAAAAUGCCGCAAAUAAGUUACUGGAUAAACCUUUCAAAAUUCAUUUGGGCAGAGGUUUCUAUGGAGAAUGUUUGGGAAUUAGAGCUGAUGGGAACGCAAACUUAAGCGAUGAAAUUGGAAAAGAACUUAGUUUAAGAAGUGCUGCAGCUGGCUUAAGGCCCAUAGGUGCAGUUAUUUACAUGCAACGAAAAAAUCUCAAGAUGUGCCUGAGGAGUAAUGAUAGUAGCACUGACACCUCUGAAAUUGCUAAGGCUUAUGGUGGGGGAGGCACAUCAGCUUCCAGCUCCUUUAUCAUAAGAAUGGAUGAGUACAAUGAAUGGGUCUCAGGGCGUUCACGCAAAGUUUGCAAGGUGUUUCAUGAAAAGACUUUUUAAAGUGGCAUAAUCUGCGACAUCUACAAAAUGAUUUUAGAGAUAUCCAAGCCCUUUUGGCAGGAAUAUGAGGAUGUCAAAUGGAUAUUACCUGAUUCUAACGCGUUUAAUAUCAGUUUGAAAGAACAGCAGCGAGUGAAUUGCAUUACUACUCCAUAUAUGUUUGAUCAGCGACUCACAACAUCAAUUAGGAUGGUUGCAAAAGGUGUGCUGAAGGAGCACCUCAUACUUGUGGCAAAUAGCUUGACCUGCACAGGAAAUUUGGUCAGUUUCAACACUGGUGGUUAUAAAGCAUUAUUCCGCUCACUAGAUGUCCAAAUACCAUUUACAGAAGCUACACUCUUUGUAAGAAUUUUCUGCAUGUCUGUAUACUUUGAUGGUGGAAAUAAUGUUGUAUAAGUGGCUUCGUGCCUUUGGCCUUCUUGAUCUGAUGGAAUUUUUUGAAGGAAAUGCUUUGAGAAAGCUGCUGAAAAGUGUCAUCUAGAUUCUUUGUCAAGCACAGUCGCAUCAUUUCCCUUCGGUAAGCGUGUUCCAGUUGGUACAGGAACCCGUUUUGAAAUUGUGGAAAAAGAAAGAGAUGGGACUCAAUCAAAAUGCAGUGGAUAUCUGCAACUUUCUCCAGAUAGAUGUUUAGGUGAAGAACUUGAUGAUAUGGAACUGGAAAUUGAAGACGUUGAUCUGGCCCUGUCCCCUGAGCACCCUGAUGGGCAAGGCCACCUUUGAUGACAUAGCCGAAUUCGAACCGAACUUACAGCCUAGCCAAAUAUCAGAAGGAAAUUGGGGAAACAAUUCCUCACAAACUGGUGAAUCUGGCAGCUGGGGAGAGUGGAAAGUUGACAAAACUUCGGGCUCAGACAAUCCUGGUGCAGCAUCAAAUUCUGAUGCUUGGGCUGGCUGGGAUAGUAGCGAUAAAAUCCAGUCAGAGAACCAUUCUUCCAAAGAAUUUGAUAAUUCUUCCGCACCUGGUGGUUGGAAUACCAAAAGUCAGCCUUCACAAAACGAUCCUAACGAUUCCUAGGGAGGACUGGCGGAGAAGGCCAAUUCAACAGGUGGUUGGAAUACCAAAAAGCAGCCUUCGCAAGAUGAUCCAAAUUCUUCUGCACCUGGUGGUUGGAAUACCAAAAGUCAGCCUUCACAAAACGAUCCUAACGAUUCCUGGGGAGGACUGGCGGAGAAGGCCAAUUCAACAGGUGGUUGGAAUACCAAGAAGCAGCCAUCCCAGGCUGAACCUGAUGAUUCUUGGGGAGGACUUGUGGACAAAACCAACACAACUGGUGGUUGGAAUACCAAGACGCAGUCAUCCCAGGCUGAAGCUCGUGAUUCUUGGGGAGGACUUGCGGAAAAAACCAACACAACUGGUGGUUGGAAUGCCCAAAAGCAGCCGCAGGAUGAUCCCAGUGAUUCUUGGGGAGGACACAUGGAGAAGGCCAAUAAAACAGGCCAGAAUGGUAAGGAAGGGAAUGGUCAAUGGAACCAAUGGAGUGAGCCACCUAAAAAUGAGACUGUGACCACUAACAACAAAUCAGCAGGUACAUGGGGGACUAGUAUGGCUGGUGAACACGUAAAUCAACCAGUGGAUUCUCAAGUUUGGGGUUCUUCUUCUGUUGGAGAUCAGACUGAAAAAGAGGUCCAGUGGAGCCAAUGCGAAGAACCGCCUGUUAAGCCAUUUGCACGGGGUACAAAUAAGAGUUCUCGUGGUUGGGAUUCCUCCUCAAACACGGGGGACUGGAAAAACAAAGGUCGCCCUAACAAUCCCCAAGGAACGCCAGAUGAUCAAAGUGGGUGGAAUGCAAGUGGGAUUUACACUGCAACAAGACAAUGAUUAGAUCGUUUUACAGCUGAGGAACAAAGUGCUCUUUCAGAGGUUGACGCUAAGGGACAAGGACGGUGAACCGUUGUCAGCGGAGGAUCAAGCAUAUGUGCUUGAAAACGUGUUCAAGUAUCACCCAGAUAAAGAUGUCAAAAUGGGUUGUGGCAUUGAUCAUGGUAUGCUGUGCUGAGCUGCAAUCUACCUCUAUUUGAAACUGCUUAAACUUAUGGACCUUUUAUGUUUAAAAAUGUUGGCUGCAAGUCUGUAA
This is a messenger RNA of Papaver somniferum (opium poppy), 3305 nucleotides long. RefSeq lists its product as uncharacterized. The record is from RefSeq and is a predicted model, not a curated record. The coding region runs from base 82 to 1230 and encodes 382 amino acids. The transcript is spliced from 12 exons. NCBI's taxonomy places the organism in Eukaryota, Viridiplantae, Streptophyta, Magnoliopsida, Ranunculales, Papaveraceae.